GUCGGUGAGAUCUCUCUCUCUAUAUAUAGUCACAUAAUCAACCAAAGUGCAUUAAAACAUAGUCACAUAGUAUAAUCUACUUCUUUGCUUCCACUUGCAGGCACAUCUAAUCACUAUUUGCUAUAGCAAAAAUGGUGACUGUCGAGGAGGUUCGCCGGGCACAACGGGCCGAGGGACCGGCCACCGUCUUGGCCAUCGGAACAGCCACUCCUCUCAAUUGUGUUGAUCAAAGCACUUAUCCUGAUUAUUUUUUUCGUGUCACUAACAGUGAGCAUCAGACGGAUCUUAAGGAGAAGUUUAAGCGCAUGUGUAAUGGAUCAAUGAUUGAGAAGAGGUAUAUGCAUUUAACAGAAGAAAUAUUGAAAGAGAACCCUAGCAUUUGUGAACACAAGGCACCUUCCCUUGGUGCUAGGCAAGAGAUAGCAAUUGUUGAAGUGCCAAAACUUGGCAAGGAGGCAGCCCAAAAGGCCAUUGAGGAAUGGGGCCAGCCUAUAUCCAAGAUCACCCAUUUGGUCUUUUGCACCACUACUGGUGUAGACAUGCCUGGGGCUGACUGUCGACUCGCUGAGCUACUUGGGCUUAGUCCAUCAAUAAAACGAUUCAUGAUGUACCAACAAGGUUGCUAUGGUGGCGGUGUCGUUCUUAGAUUGGCCAAGGAUUUGGCAGAGAAUAAUAAGUGCGCUCGAGUCCUUGCUGUUUGUGCAGAAAUCACAGUAGCAACCUUUCAUGGCCCAAGUGACACUGACUUGGAUGUUUUGGUUGGACAAGCCCUAUUUGGUGAUGGAGCUGGUGCCAUCAUUAUUGGAUCAGACCCAAUUGCAGAGGUGGAAAGGCCUUUGUUUGAGCUUGUCUCUGCAACCCAAACUCUUAUCCCCGAUACUAGAUAUGCUGUUUAUGGUAAUACUAGUGAGGUCGGGCUGACAGUUCACUUACAUAAAGAUGUUUCAAAAUUGAUUUCAAAUAAUAUUGAGAAGAGCCUAACGGAAAUAUUUGAGCCUUUGGACAUUUUCGAUUGGAACUCCAUCUUCUGGGUAGUACAUGCAGGUGGACGUGCAAUUUUAGAUCAGAUCGAAUUAAAGUUGGGCCUAAAGCCUGAGAUACUCAAAGCCACAAGGAAUGUCCUGAGUGAGUAUGGAAACAUCGCUAGCGCUUGCGUUUUGUUUGUUUUGGAUGAGAUGAGGAAAGGCUCUAUCAACGAAGGGCUUGAGUGGGGUGUGCUUGUUGGUUUUGGGCCUGGACUAACUAUUGAAACUAUCGUCCUCCAUAAUGUGGACAAAAUUCACAAAUAGACACUUUUCUUGUUAUGUAAUAAUUAAAGUAAGUGAAAAUUCAACUUAUUCUCAUGAAACACAAAAUCUUGAAAGUUUAUUGCAAUCAUAAUUUGUCUUGCAUUUGUGCCAAAAA
Capsicum annuum is the source of this 1404-nucleotide messenger RNA. RefSeq names its product chalcone synthase F. Gene Ontology annotation, biological process: polyketide biosynthetic process. Bases 132 to 1289 code for a protein of 385 amino acids. Gene Ontology annotation, molecular function: acyltransferase activity, transferring groups other than amino-acyl groups. The record is from RefSeq and is a predicted model, not a curated record. Lineage: Eukaryota; Viridiplantae; Streptophyta; Magnoliopsida; Solanales; Solanaceae. The transcript is spliced from 2 exons.